Messenger RNA from Daphnia pulex (common water flea), 1600 nucleotides. Its product is annotated as fatty acid hydroxylase domain-containing protein 2-like. Gene Ontology annotation, biological process: sterol biosynthetic process. The record is from RefSeq and is a predicted model, not a curated record. Lineage: Eukaryota; Metazoa; Arthropoda; Branchiopoda; Diplostraca; Daphniidae. Bases 334 to 1335 code for a protein of 333 amino acids. The transcript has 8 exons. Gene Ontology annotation, molecular function: C-4 methylsterol oxidase activity; iron ion binding.
UCAUUCAAAUCCUUUGAUGAAACUUUAAACUAAGCUGUUAGCCCAUAUUACUGAUUCCCCUAAGAGAAGAUAAUGCUGCUGACCCUUGCUAUCAAAGCUUAGAGAUCUUAAAAUGUCCUUUAGAGACAUUUUAUCAAAAUCGUGGACUUCACAAUGAAAUCAUUUAUUAAAUUGAAACCUGCCUCAGUUUGAGACGAUUGUGUGACGUCCUAUUCGUCAUUGAAACAUUUGGUAGUGAAUGCGAUUUCUUCAGCCCUUAUUCGUCAUGAAUUGACGCCUUUGCUCACUUGCUUCUUGGGAACAAUCAAAUUUAUUGCCGUGACGGACCGCCUAAUGGCUCUAUGUGUUAUGUUGCAAACGGGGAUUCGACUAGAAGUCACACGAAGUCCAAAUAUAAUCAUCGCAGAGAUGAAACAGUCAAGUUGGCAGAAACCACUUCUCUUCGUUACGGCUUCGCUGCUCUUGCCAAUCUUCUACGGCCAUACGCUAAUGACGUCUCUGCAACAGUUUUGGACAGUUAUUGGCAUUGCUGCGGAGUCUAAAUGGAUAACAUUUCUUCAACUGGUUGGAACGGACGACUGGAAUUUGUACGUCUGGGGUAUUGUGCUGUCUAUCCAAAUUCCAUUUUGGAGUGUCGGCAUCUUGUUCGCUUUUCUGGACUACUACAACUGGCCCAAAUGGAUUAUGAGAUACAAAAUUCAGCCAGGUACCAACGAGCCAGUCGACUUAAAUAAACUUACCGAGACCAUCAGAGUAGUACUAGUCAAUCAGUGGGUCAUCGCUUUUCCACUGCUCAUCGCCACCUACUAUUUCCAGAAAAUGAUUCACCGAAUGCCAGAAAUUCAAGAGCUGCCAACCGUCGAGCGCACGUUAUUUGAUUUUUUGGUCUUGUUCCUUUUUGAAGAGGUCGGAGUUUAUUAUGUGCACAGACUGAUCCACCAUCCCAAACUGUACAUCCGAGUACACAAGAAACAUCACGAAUGGCGCGCACCCGUCGCGAUAGCCUCCAUGUAUUGCACCGGCACGGAAUAUUUCUUGCUCUUGAGUGCAGCAGCUGUGGGUCCGCUCCUAAUGAACCCUCACAUACUCACUUUGUGGGUGUGGUACGCUUUUGUUCACCUGAGGAGCGUGAACGAACACACGGGCUACGAGUUCCCGUGGUUACCAACUGCCGAACAUCACAACUACCACCACAUAAUCAACAAUGCCUGUUACAGUCAUUCCUAUUUCCUAGACUGGCUCCAUGGAACGGAUAAAGGUUUCCGAUCCUACAUGUCACGCAAAAAAGCUCUGAAUAAUUCUACUGAACGUUUGGAAACUUCAAAUGCCAAUUGAAGUACCAUUUAAAACAUUUGGUGGCGUUUUCGAGCUUAAUGUUUCAUUGAAAUUGUUGCACAAAUGUCUGUGAGGUAAGGAUAAUGUCGGAGGGAAACAUUUUGUGAUAUUUGAUUUUGGGUACAGAACGUCAGCUCUGGUCAUAGCUAAUUUUGAUUUGUCUAUUCGAUUGCAAUAGGUUACGUGCGUGCGAUCUGUAUUCCUGUUUGUACCAUUUAGCCUACUUAAUCUUAUUACAUAAUACAAUUUUCUUUGUUUUUGGAAA